Diversispora eburnea is the source of this 2187-nucleotide messenger RNA. The record is from the annotation of a GenBank genome assembly. Lineage: Eukaryota; Fungi; Glomeromycota; Glomeromycetes; Diversisporales; Diversisporaceae.
AUGGAAGCCAAAGUUAAUGGAAAGAUGAACAAGUUGUUUAAACGUAAAGAGAAAUCAGUUACGAAAGAAAAAAGUAAAAAAGAUAAAGAGGAAAAUGAAAUUAGUAUCAUUACUAAAAAAGUGGUAAAAUUUUGUAAGCCAAGUAAAAACAAGCGAAAAAAUGAAAAGAAUGAGGAAGAAGAAAUUAUGACUCCGGAAGUUAGUCCACCUAAAGUUGAAACAAAAGAGAAACCAUCACAAGUACAAGAAAUGCAUCAUAUUAUUAACAAAUUAAAGGAUUUUUUAGAUCAAGAUAGACAAAAUUUACUUGGUCCUGCUAAUAAUCUAAAAUAUAUUCAUAAUCAACUAUCUCAACUUGAAAAAUCUAGAGAUAAUAACAUGCGACAAGCAUACAUUAACCAAUCAUUCGAGAUAAAUACCUUACAAGAUUAUUAUAAACCAUUAGAAGAAUUUUCCAAAGAUUUUGAUUCAUAUCUUUGGGAAUCAACAAGAAAGAUAAUUACUUUUGAUUGGCAAGCAAAAACAGCAAUUGUUCAAUUAGUAGAAAUUAUUGAAGAAAAGGAUGCAGUUGCUUAUGAAUCAGAUUUAACAUCAAAUACAUUAAAUGAACGCAAAAUCAAAUCUUAUAAAGAAAAAUUUUCGGAAACAUUAAAGGAUUCCAUAAUAGCAAAGUUUGGAAAUAUUUUAAAUAAAGAAAGAAGUCAUCUAGCAAUAAUCGACAAAUUAGAAUUUGUUUAUGAGGAUUUAAAAUCAAUAAAUAAUCAAAUUGCACCACAAUUUCCUAAUAUAAGUCGUGAACUUGUAUUGACAUAUCAUAAAAAUGUAUAUUCUUUGUUAGAUGAUAUUUUACAAAGUAAGCCAGAUGUAGAAAUUAUAUUCAGAUUAAUUCGAUGGGUGCGUCAAUAUCACAUUAUAGUUCUUAUAGAUUUACAAGAUUUACAAAUGUCAAAAGAUUUGUUAAAACCACAACUUUUAGAUGGGCGAGAACAAGAAUUAGUAGAUGAAUAUAUAAAUAUUAUGUGUAGUAAAAUUCAAGAAUGGAAGCCCAAUUUGAUAAAGAAUAAUAUUGAGGAAUUUAUUAAACGAGCACAAAAUCCAGAUAUUAUUGAUGAAAAUCAAUUAUUUAGACUUACUGAAACAUCUAUAACAAUUAAUAUGAUUAAUCAAACAGUUGAAAUUGCAAUUAAUUCUGCACACAAUAAAAUAUUAGUAGAAACAAUUAAAGAAUGUUGUCAAGUGAUGAUAGACUUACAACAAGAUAUGAAUAGAACUUUAGAAUCAGAAUCAUUAAAAUUUAUUGAAAAAAUUCCCCCUGAUAAUUUUAUAGAAUACGCUUUCGCCUUGGCCAAUGAUCAACUUCGUUACGCAGAUUUUAUUGAAGAAAUUAUAAAAAGAACACAAACAACAUCAAAAGAAUGUAUUUAUGAGAUAAAAGAGAAAACUUCGCUUAUAUUAGAUGGAUGUUUUCGAUUAGCUAAUAUUGCUAUUGAUACUAUAAUGAAAAUUAUAUAUAAUGAAAUAAAUGAAUUUCUUGAAUUGCAUACAUCAUCAUGGUAUAAAGAACCUGGGAAAUUUAUGAAAGAUAUCAUUGCUAAACUUAGAAGUGACACUGAACACUAUAGACCACAUUUAAAAUUAUAUUUGUUUGAUAAAUUUAUACGAACAAUGACACAAUUUUUUGUAAUAGCAUAUAUUGAAUCAAUGAUAAAGAAUAAUACUAAAUAUAAAAUGCCACAAUGUCUUGAACUUAUGAAACAAGACAUUCAAGAAGCACAUGAAUAUUUUGGAAUAUACCUUAAAGCAACAGAAAUAGAACAACAAUUUGAUCCAAUUUUAAAACUACAAGAAUUUUUAACUACAAAUGGAAAAUGGAUAGAUAAAGAUUAUAAUUCCAUAAAAAAUGCGUAUGGAGAUAUUCCACGAAAAUUACUUAAAAAAUUUUUAUCAAAACGAAAUGAUCUUAACAAAUUUCAAUUAAAGAUGCUUGGAAAGACUAUAAAAACUAAAGAAUUAGAGAUGGGAGAAUAUACAGGAGAACCAACAAUAUUUAGUAAGGUCACAAUUAAACAAGAAGAUGAAGAUAUCAACGCAUUACAACAAUUUAAAGAAGUGAAAGAUGGAAUAAAAAAUAAAUUUCGUCAAGAUUCACACCAACAGUGUAAAAAUCAUAUUCAACAAUUAUAUUGA